Molecule: messenger RNA, 6493 nt
Organism: Haliotis rubra (blacklip abalone)
Lineage: Eukaryota; Metazoa; Mollusca; Gastropoda; Lepetellida; Haliotidae
Product: inactive rhomboid protein 2-like
Exons: 15
Coding region: 330-2642 (770 amino acids)
Biological process (GO): regulation of epidermal growth factor receptor signaling pathway; regulation of protein secretion
Cellular component (GO): endoplasmic reticulum membrane
Molecular function (GO): serine-type endopeptidase activity
Source: RefSeq, a predicted model, not a curated record
GUUUGGGAGUCUUUGUUUUAUUUACGUCACUGUUUUUGAUGAUAUUUUUAUUGCUUGGUUUAUGUUGAAUCGUGCAAAUGGGACAUUAGACGCCAUAUGUUGGACAUAGAUGUGAUGGAAAGGCAGAAGCGUCAUGGUUCAGUGCCUUCUCGUAUCUAGGGAGUGACAUGUCCGGUUUUCGUUAUACAAUUUGGCGCCGACCCUCUACUCUGUAACAUUAUAUAACGAAUGAUUCAGCCGUCUGAUGCUUGAUGGUUACUACCUUAAGUCUGAAGCAAUUGAUGGACGUGUCAUUUGAGAGUUUGAAGGAUUCCUAAGACAAACUCAAGAUGGACUACAAUCGGCAGGUUUCCAGACUCACUACUGUCAGUGCACCGCCCAUGAGAAUGAACAGUUCGAUGGACCCAGGCGGCACCAAGAUGCAGAGGUUUGGAAGAUUCAUGAAAUCAAGCAUUGCUGAUUUCUUUGGUGUCGGAGAUGACAUGGAGGAAUCUAGAGCCAAGUGGGACAACCGCUGCAAGAGGUACGCUGGAUCUAUAGGGAAGCUGAAGAAGACAGUUGAGGAUGACGUUGAUGGGUCACGACUACCCCACAUCGUGGACCCCCUCCGACAUCCGACAUCACGGCGCAGCACACCCAUGUCCAGCAUCAGUACAUACUACCGGAGUACUCAAGGGCUGCCACGCAAAAGGGCACGGAAAGACUCGGUUGUGAAGAUGACACUGAAGGGCCUCACAACAUUAGCAGGAGCUCGCAGAAAUCUCCGUGUUAAGAAAGGCUUGAAAAAUCGAGGUUAUGCCCCAGCAAGUCUGGCGGAGGAUAUGAUGGAUGCAUCCAGCUACACCCCCUCCCAGGUAUAUCCUAUGACAGAGGACCACUUCAGCCUGGAGGACGAUGUGUUUUAUGAUGAACCCGUGACAGAGGUAGAGCCUUCCAAACUGGACCGGAUUCGGAGGAGUCGGAUGCUGCAGACGCCAAGGCUGCCCGUGAUAUUGGACAUUUCCAACAUGUUGCCCUUCAGACCUGCUGCAGGGUGGCGUCGGACCCCGCCCCAAGCCUACCCCUCCACCCCAGGGACAGGCAUUGAUGAGGUAGAUUUUGGAUUGGGUCAGAUUACACAGAAGGUGAUGGACUCAGUUCUGGAGAGGAACAAGCGAAAUGUUGGGAUGGGAUUUGUGGGUCGCCUCAUGAACCGAAGCUUCAGGAGUGACAGACAGACAGAGGAUGUCAAGCAUCAGAUAGAUGAGAUGGAUGAUCACAGGCCCUACUUCACUUACUGGGUCACCUUUGUCCAGAUUGUUGUCUUCAUCGUGUCUGUGUCCGUCUAUGGCAUCGCUCCUAUUGGCAUCAGUGAGACUGUCUACUCUGAAACAGUGCGCAUGCCAAACCUAGCCAUGCAGCUGGAACAUCACCGGGAGAGAGACAACUUGUGGAUUGGACCCAGACAGGCUGACUUGAUCCACCUGGGGGCAAAGUACGCUCCAUGUAUGCGCUGGGACGAAACGCUGAACCGGGCACUGGCAUUGGAUACUGCAGAGGAGAGGACAUCGGCCUGCUGUGUCAGGAACGAUGGCUCAGGAUGUGCUCAGAUGACAGAGAAGAGAUGUAGUAGUUUAUUAUCUACAUUCCUGAAGUGGGACAACAACACUCAAGGAGUUGGCAAGAGAACGUCAGGAUCCGUGUGUGGCCAGGACCCUCAAUUCUGCACUGACCCUGCCUCAGUCCCUCCGUUUAAGUGGGCAGACGACAUCACACAGUGGCCGCUUUGCAAGACAACAACUGAACUGAACCAAACCAAAGCAAGUAGUGAAAAUCGGCACAUGACCUGUGAAGUGGUAGGUCAUCCCUGUUGCCAUGGUAUCCAGGGAGAGUGUUUCAUAACAACAAGAGAACACUGUGAUCUGAAGCGAGGCUACUACCAUGAGGAUGCAUUCCUAUGUUCACAGGUGAAGUGUAUGCAGCAAAUAUGUGGAAUGAUUGUGUUCUCCCACCCCGACCACCCUGACCAGUUCUACAGACUGUGGACAUCUCUCUUCCUCCACGGCGGGUUGAUUCACCUGGUCAUCACAGUGGGGUUCCAGGUACUGGUCAUGAGAGACAUCGAGAAGCUGACCGGUGCUAUUCGCAUGGCUAUCAUCUACCUUGGCACUGGCAUCUGUGGCAACCUGGCUAGCAGUGUCUUUCUGCCGUAUGUUGUAGAGGCUGGUCCGUCUGGCUCCCAGUUCGGUAUCCUGGCCUGCCUGCUGGUGGAGGUGCUACAGAGUUGGCCGAGGUACAAGAAACCAGCUAUUGCGGUGCUCAAACUUGUGGUUCCCAUCAUCAUACUUUUCCUCCUGGGACUUUUACCGUGGUUCGAUAACUGGGCUCAUUUAUUCGGAUUCUUCUUCGGUUUCCUCCUGGCGUUUGCAUUACUGCCGUAUGUGGCUUUCGGUAAACUGGACCGGCGGCGGAAGAUCAUCACUAUUGUGAUCACACUAUGCUUGUCUGUUGGAAUCUUCGUGCUUCUUGUCAUCUUAUUUUAUGUUGUCCCACUCACAAAUUGUCCCGGGUGCCAGUACUUCAACUGUAUUCCUUUCACAGCUGAUUUCUGUAAAAACAUGGGCGUCACCAUCAAGAGAAAUUCUACAUAUAGUCUGCUUUGAAGUUGAAGCUGAUUGUAAAAUCUAUUUUUAUUUGCUCAAUGUGAAAGAGAUUUUAGAUAAUAAAGCAUUUUGUGAUCAGAUAAAUCAAUGUGUGAAUGUCGGGCAACUGCCACCAGUGUCGACUGUUGAUCGUGCAUAAUAUAGUAUGUGUUAGUUUCUAGGUUGGACGUAGUUGGUUCUCAAACAGGCAAAUCAUGGUCAAACAAAUAGUGAGAUUGGAGUGAAAUGUUUUCCGUCUGGUGGCCUUUUUACUGAGAGCCCAGGGUACAUUGUAUUUUUUCUCUCGGUCAUCCAGGUUUCAGAUAUGUAAGUUACCUCCCUUAGACUGUAGCAGGGAGUGAAAGCAACAUUGGAAAUAAGGUAUUUUUUACAACUUUAAUUCAGAAGUAAUUAUCAUACAAGAUUUCUGUUGUUAUACUUGAAAUGUGUUGGGGUUUUUUAUUUAAUUUUUUUAGCAGGUUUGUAAAGACAACAUACGAAAUAAGAUCAGUUAUUGUUCUACAAAAAAUACGAAUAGGAACUUUAUGUUCCAAUUUAAUUUACGCUAGUUUCCGGAAAGCUAUUUGUUGGGGAAUAUGAUAAACUUAUAUUGUUGGCAAGUUGUGAGGAAAGUAUGUUUAUAUUUCCUGUGAUGCUGAAAUCAAAGUUAACACUGUUACCUGUACAUAGAAACAUUGUCAACUGUAUUACCAAACCACACUGCUUCGUCUAAGGCAGCACUACAUGGCUCAGACAACCAAUACACACUAUCUAGAGGAACAUAUUUCUGUGAAGCAGUGUUGUCAUGCAAUGGAUGUUUUAGCUAAUCAAAUUGUAAACUUGUAAAACUGUCUUUGUACAAAUACGACCUUUCUUCCUUUAAGUGUUUUGAAGUGCUGUCCACUUCUUUAAAUUGAUUCACAUUCCACAUUGUUGUAUUUGACCCUCAGCUACAUCUGUGCUGUCAACUGAUGGCUAACAUGUAGGAGUUUCUAUUUGUUUUGCAUCACAAAUCAAGAUACAUUGAAAACAAUGUGCCUUUUUGUACCAUUAUCCUGCUACAGGACUAGAGAAUCAUUCCUGUGGAGGCUGCCAUCUCACUAGUGGACUAGUCAAAAUACUGAUGGACUAGUAGGAUUUCAAAGUAGGAUAGAAUCUAAUGUCUCUGUCUCUACUUGCCAGUCUUGAACCUUUCAAAAAUUGUCUUGCCUUAAAAUGUUGAAAAGUUACCAUGAUUUUUUAGUUUAUGUGAUUUUAGAUUUAGGAUCUGUUAGCCUAAACUUAAUAAAGUUCAUGAAUAUUUGUAAGUAGCCUUUUACUCUUGUGUAUAAGUCUGUAACAAUGUUUGUCAUGAUGAAACCUUCUAAAGGAGAAACUCAAUACAGUAAGUGAUGUAACUUUGGACCAAGCGAGUGCUUCCUUUCAGUUUUUAAGACUUUGUAUAAAAUCGUAUUGCUACCUACCGCCUAACCACUGUUUACUUGGUAACAAUAUUCAAGGGUAUGAAGUAUAAAUGCAUGAAAGUGAAAUAAUGUUUCUGUAUAUAAAUAAAUCUCUGCAGCAGCAACUGAUUGGCACAUUGAAAUUACAGUGGGUGUGGCCUGCAACUGAUUGGGCUUAAUAGAUUAUUUGAGAAUUGGAUACUAGAAGUGAAUAAUUUCAUUUCUCAUUCCAUAUAUUUGCAUCACGUUAUUGUUUUAUGUACAUCAGUAACUUUUGUGGAGAUUGUCUUUUCAUACAUAUGCAACUCUUGUGCCCUUUGUACAACUGGUGAUGUAUUUUACAGAAGUGUAUGAUGUCAUUUGACCAUUUUGAUUAUUUAUAUACCAUUCUCACUUUAUGCAGGCUGUUUUACAAGUUUUACUGACAACUCCCGUGUGCCUUUGACAUGGUCUACUUGGAUGCUGAUGCAUCAUCAAAACAUGAUCGUUUUGUACUUUUAUUAUUUUCAGGAUGUUUAAAUAUUUUUCUAAGCUGGUUUUCAUGUAAUGUAGGGUAGGGUAUAGCUUCAGAGUAUGAAAAAUAAGCAGAGGAGUUAGGAAAUUGAUCAUGCUGUGCAUGAUUUAGUUCACGUUUGAUACGGUAUACUUUGAUUUCACACCAGACUCAGGUUGUAGAAUCAGUAGUGUGUGUGUCCAUCUCGCAGAUGGAGGAUGCAACAUUAUGUUGCUACUUGAACAUCUCAAGAUUCGGUUUUCAUAUAUUUAUCGUUACGAAUAUCUACUGGUCAUUAUUUUCAAUUCAGUAUUUUUCAGAAGGCAAUCAAUUGCUGAAAGACCACAAAAACAGAGUAUUACUAUUUUCAUGGUAUUAAGAAAUAUUUAUUUAUAUGCCUUGUGAAAUAGUCUGCAGUAAUUGUCAACUUGUGACUCAGGAGCUGGAUCAGUUUUACCUCCAUCAAAUCAUGCUUGGAUUCGGAGUGUUCUCAGUGCUUUAAUUUAUGCUUUAGGUCCACCUGUCAUAAGUUAUCAGAAUUGUCAUACUGAAAGGGUUCACAUCCUAGAUUUGUGUUGAUUAAGAUCCGUGGUCUUGAAGCACCAUGCCUGUGUUUUGGGGUUUACAGAAGUGUAUCACAGGUAUUCAUAUCCAUGAAUCACAUCUUACAAUAGAGGUUGCUUGUGCCCAGGUGUUCAUUUGCACACACAUGUAGGUUUGAACUGAUGGAACAAUUUCACACAUAUUCAGAUGUGCCAGUAACUUGAACCUCAAGGUCAAGGCCAAGAAUUAUCUCAUUACAACAUUUGUUGAUUAGGGCUUUCCUCACUCAAGAAAUUGAUAUGUUGUGAUAUGACUUAAAACAUUUUGAAACUUUAAUUAAAACUCAAAAUUCAUUAUAAUAAUAACCCAAGUGCAAAGUUAAUUGCCUUGGUUUUCCUGAUAUUCAAUAUCCCUUGGACAUGACAGGAACCAAUGACCAUUGGUUGAAACCCCAGCUUGCCCUGGUGCUUCUGGGUUGGUCAGCAACAUACCCACACACAUGGGUUUCACGACAGAAUGGUGGGAUCUGCAUCAAUUCAGCCUUCCCUCGCACUUCGUAAUAUAGCUACUUGCAUUUAGAAACAUUAUUAAAAGCACUCCCACACUCACUCUGCUGGACAGACAGUAUUUGUGUGGACAUUUGUAAAUGCUUAUAACUUUUGAAUUUACUUUGUAAAUAUCCACCAUUCGUACUGGCAAAUAGUCUUACCUUGAGUGUAGCUUCAUAUCAUGAUGUACAUUUGUUCUAUGAUCUCUGCAAUAAUGUUCAUGCAUUUCAACUUGUGUGUCCGAGAUCACUGCUGCUCCAUUGUGGUAUAUAGUGAAAGCUUUGUAAUCAAAACACCAUUGCAGCAAUUGUUUAUUUGGAAAUACAAUUGUUAUAUGGCAUUUUGAUGCCUGUUGUAAAAUAAUUAUAUUCUAAUUUGGGUUUUUUAAUGAAUUUCAUUUGACUUCACAAACCAUUUUUUUUAUUUUGUAAAUGAAUCUGGCCUAAAUAUUUUUAUGGAACCUACUUAAAUUAUGAACAAGAUUUGUGACAAAAUUAUUUUGUACUGAAAUUUGUUUCCUUCCUUAAGUAAAUGGUUUAUUUGCAUAAGUUUUAGAGAAAUUGGUUUGGUCGAAGAUGAGAAUUUCAUUCAAAAUUUUAAUGACUGUUUAAUGGAUUUUUAUGUUCAACAAUUGCUUAUAGACCAUGUAUAUACUGUACUUUGUUAUAUUGUUGAUAGUUUAUUAAUGGCUGGAACAGUGGCAUUGAAGAGACUGUAGUCUCUGUCACUGUCAUAGCUCACUUACAUGUGUUGUUCAGUUGAAUGGAUUUUAUACUAAUGUUUUACAUACUAAAUAUUUAUGUUUGCUUCAUUGAUUUAUAGAAAAUUAAAUUGCCCCCAAUGGUA